Messenger RNA from Leptopilina heterotoma, 1590 nucleotides. Its product is annotated as carbohydrate sulfotransferase 11-like. NCBI's taxonomy places the organism in Eukaryota, Metazoa, Arthropoda, Insecta, Hymenoptera, Figitidae. Gene Ontology annotation, molecular function: sulfotransferase activity. The record is from RefSeq and is a predicted model, not a curated record. Gene Ontology annotation, cellular component: membrane. Gene Ontology annotation, biological process: carbohydrate biosynthetic process. The coding region runs from base 130 to 1185 and encodes 351 amino acids. The transcript has 5 exons.
UCAGGCGAAUUUUUCUAUCGCAAAGAAGAUAAAUUUUUAUCUCUUUGAAGCUUCUCCGCCUACAAAGUUCUGUCUUCCAACCGGAAAUUCAUUUAGAAAUGAUCUUUUGUGAAUAGCAGUGCUCAAAUAAUGGUUUCCGACGUGUGUUUAAAAAAUUAUGUAUUAUUAUUGUUCUCGGGAAUUACAAUUGUCUUCAUUUAUUUAAAACAACAGAAUGACAGUAACAAUCUUUCGUUUGAUUUGGAGGUGACAAAUAUUGAAAAUUCAAGACAAAAUGCAAUGCAAUAUUCACUAAAAUUAAAUGAAUUUAAAAGUUUAGAUUCGAGAAAUCUGAUAAAUAUUAAUUUUCAGAAAAUUUGUGCAAAGUACAAUGUAACUAGUUUUCUGGAAAGAAAACAUUUUUUGUUCAGUACCAAAAAUGAUGUACUUUAUUGUUGGAUACGAAAAAUAGCUUCAACAAGUUUCACGAAAAUUUUCUCUUCCAUCGAAAAUAAAUGCGUUACGAACGAAUUUUACAGAGAAGUGGAAUUUUUGUCUCCUACGACAGAAUUAUUGAAUUCUGUAAAUCAAAAUAAUAAUACAUUCAAAUUUUUAAUUGUACGACAUCCUUUUGAAAGAUUGGUUUCUUCUUACAGAGAUCGUAUAGAAGACAACACAAAAUUUACCGCCCAAGCGUGGAUAUAUGUUUCGAAAAUAUUUUACUUAACAAGACCAAAAUUAUUCCACUCCAACUCAACAACAGGUGGUACUUUGGAAAAAAUUUUCUUCAACGAUAGAAGUAACUUUAAUUUUAGAUUAAAACUGGUGCCAACUUUUCAAGAAUUCGUAACUUAUUUAAUACAAGAAUCAUCAGAUAAUUACGAUCAUCACUGGAACCAAUACUACAAACAUUGUUCUCUAUGUGAAAUAAAUUAUAAUUUCAUUUUAAAAUUAGACAAUAAUUCACCAAAGGAAAUUGAAUACAUAUCAUCAAAAUUAAAUUUACCAAAAGAAACUUUAAUAAAUCAUCAAGCGACCACUGAUUUCCACAGAACAUGUAAAUAUUUCAAAAAAUUAUCCUGCGAAACAAUUUUGCAAUUAUACGAAAAAUAUAAAAUUGACUUUGAAAUGUUCGACUACAAAGUGGAAAAUUAUUUACAGUGUUGCAAUAAAAAGAGGAAAAUACACAAAAACAUUGUUUUGUAAAAAAUGAAACGAUUUAUUCAUUGUUCAUUUUAUAAUUAUAAUUAGAAAAUUUGUUUGUAAAUAUUUUUGUAUAGGAAAACGCGCAAUGUGAUAAAUAUUACUGAACUUGUAAUUAAUCAUUCAAAUAAUAAAGUUUUACACUAUUUUUAUCGUUUUAUCUAGUAAAAGAGGACAACAUUAGAGACGGACAAAUAUGAAAAAAAAGAAUACUUUCUUUAUGUCUAUCGAACAAAAACUAUCAAACAAAAUUUGUUUUUUAAUAUUCAUUUGAAUGACUCAGGAAGAAAAAAAAACUGUAGUUUGCCUAGAACAGGAGCAAUUAAUUAUUCUAAUUUGAAAUGUAAUUUACUGAAACGAUUAGUUAACGUGUAAUUAAAUUAAUCAUUUCUAAUAUUCACAUCGCUG